AUGGCGGAUACUCUCGGCAAUCGCGGUUUCUUUUUGACCAGCGUGGAAGUCUUCUUCCUUGUGACCUUAAACGUAUUGUCGUUAACGGGGAACAUACUGGUUUGUAUUGCAGUUUACAAGAACACACGACUACGCACAACCACCAUUCUGUAUAUCAUCGCACUUGCUGUAAGUGACUUGAUGUCCGCUGUAUUUGUCAUGCCUUUUACAUUGGGUGUGCUUAUAACAGGCGAAUGGGUUUAUGGCCAAGUGAUCUGCAACUUUCAAGCGUACAUGGCUAUGUUUAUGGUGUACGUUUCACCCGUCACUAUGGGUUUAACAGCAUUUAACAGGUACAUGAGGAUUUGUAAGUCGGAGCAGCAAUACAAGAGAAUCUUUUCACCCUGGAAGUCACGAGCAUUAUUGGCCUGUGUAUGGAUCCUCGUUGCUUGCUACAGUGCAGUUCCCAAGUUAGCUGGUCUGCAGGAUUAUGCAUUCAUUCCAGGAUAUGCCCUUUGCGGUGUAGUUCAUGUCAGUGAAAGUGGAAGAAUUAUCCACUAUACCAUCGUCCUCAGUUUGUUCUUUUUAACACCGUUAACGACAACAAUAUUCAGCUACAUAAAGGUUGCAAAGAUGAUCCGACAGCACAAUGCCGCUAUGUCAUCUACGAUUCACAGGGGCGCAACAGGCUCAAGCAUCACCGUGCAAGAACUGAAGCUGAGUAAGUGUCUCUUUGUGGUUGUGUUCGCGUUCAUGAUAUGCUGGAUCCCAUUUUGGGUCAUCGUUCUUUUAAGGCGCUUCCAUGUCGUCACGUCUGAGAUGCCACGAAAUAUUGAACUCCUUACUAGUUUCUUUAUUUAUCUGUCAAAUACAAUAAAUCCUUUUAUAUACGCAGGAAUGAAUCCUAUCUUUAAAAGUGAAUUCAAAAAAAUGUUUUGCUGUGAGCGAAGGUUCUUCAACCGGAUAAACCCACUUCAUUAUAUUAUGAAUCAAAUACAGCAGCAACCAAGAGAUCGACGCGCACAGCAGCGCUUCAGUUAGGUACUACUUCUACAAGGUAGCGGAUAGAACUACUAAAACGCACAACCCUUCGGUAAGAUAUUAAACAUCACAAGUCCUUGAUAAAGGAAGUCCAAAAAAAUACGUGAUUACGUGAACAACGUGUUUGAGGAAUCAGAUGAUGAUGGUCAUCUGCUGCAACAGCGUAGGCCUAGCUGCAGUAAAUGCUUCUGGUCCUUUAUUAAACACGCACGUAGUGACAAAACUGGCAUUACUUCUCUGAAAUCAGGAGACUUGGUGCUCACUGACGACUUGGUGUCCACUGACCUAUCUGCAAAGUAGAAUUGUCAAAUAAACAAUGCAAGAGUUUUUCUCCCAAACUGGUCCAAUGAAGCUUUCACACAUUGCAGAGGCAGCAUUAAAUCAACAGAUGUCCAGCCAGCGUUGUCAUCCCCCCACACAUGGCGCCAAUCGACACCGUUGGCCCGGAUGGUCCCCAUCCACGUGUGUUAAAAGAACUAAACUCUGUGAUUGCUCCAACUUUGUGUGGCAUUUUCCGAACUCCCCUACAGUGUGGUGA
This is a messenger RNA of Porites lobata, 1558 nucleotides long. NCBI's taxonomy places the organism in Eukaryota, Metazoa, Cnidaria, Anthozoa, Scleractinia, Poritidae. The record is from the annotation of a GenBank genome assembly.